Molecule: messenger RNA, 870 nt
Organism: Paramecium sonneborni
Lineage: Eukaryota; Ciliophora; Oligohymenophorea; Peniculida; Parameciidae
Source: the annotation of a GenBank genome assembly
AUGGAUAAACUCGAUAAAAUUAUUGCAUAAUUAGAUGAAUUAGAAAUUAGUUAAAAACAUAGAGAAGAUUUAGUUAAAAGAAAUGAAGUUACUUUUCUUUUAAAAUUACCUAAAGUAUUGAAUGAAAUUUUAUUCAGGUCAUUUUAAUUUAAAGAGUGUGUGGAUUUUUAGAUGAUAAUGAUUUAUAUAGAUUUACAGCAACUUGUUCUACUCUAAGAAAAAAUAUGUUUUGUCCAUUAGGAUUCAAAUUAUUGAUGCUUAGUAGAAAUGCUAAUCAUUUGGUUGGUGGACCGAAACAUUAAUAAAUACAACUAAAACAUGAAAAAAUUGAUAUCAUAACAUGUGGAAAUUUAUCUACCAAUAAUAGUAUGUUUGAAACAGAAGAAGAUGCUCUUGCUUAAUUAGAAGUAUUAAAAGCUGUUAAAGAUUUCUUGACUAGUAAAUUAUAAGAUUCAUAUGCAACUAUAAAAUAAUUAUAAGACAUGCUAGAUGAUGCUUAAGCUACUCUCAAAUAUGAAAAAUCAGUGAAUUUAAAACUUCAAUCUAAGAUCAAUAUUUUAUAAAAUCAACUAUCGAUUUCAGAAUUGUAAAGAUAGGAUGUUAAAGAAAAUUUAGCAGAAUUGAAUUCUAAAUACAAUAAAAUAGUAAUUAAUAUUAAUAAUUUUUGAAUAGAUAAUUUAAAUGGAAUAGGAUAGAAUAGUGUUAUUGGAAGAUAAAGAGAAACUUGUUGGACAUAAGAAAGUUUUAAUUGAAGAGGUGUAUAGAUUAAGAGGAAUAGUGUAAUAGAUGGAAGAAAAUUAAAAUAAUUAUAAAGAAGCUUUAAAAUAGGUUAAAACCUUUAUGGAAAGUGUUGAAAUAAAACCUACUUGA